Messenger RNA from Penicillium odoratum, 705 nucleotides. RefSeq lists its product as uncharacterized. The record is from RefSeq and is a predicted model, not a curated record. The transcript has a single exon. Gene Ontology annotation, cellular component: cytoplasm; nucleus. The coding region runs from base 1 to 705 and encodes 234 amino acids. NCBI's taxonomy places the organism in Eukaryota, Fungi, Ascomycota, Eurotiomycetes, Eurotiales, Aspergillaceae. Gene Ontology annotation, molecular function: ribonucleoside-diphosphate reductase inhibitor activity.
AUGCAGCCCUCAAACAGCACAUUGUCCAAGCGUCGGCGCUUCCAGCCCUCCAUAACCACAUACUUCUCCACCGGAUCAACCACCCCCGACGCUUCAGUAUCGCACAACCACUAUUCGACCGCCACCUUCUCAGCCACUCCUGUCGUCCCAGCUAAAAUCCAAUCCUCACUUCUCUCAGUCGGAAUGCGGGUCCGGAAGUCCGUAGCCGAUGGAUACAAGACUCAGAUUGCGCUGGAGAAAGAAAAGGCCAUGGCAGCGAAGGAUGCAGCGGUCGCUGAAACAUACACCACCAAGGGCUACUCCGAGCUAGCCCCCUUCUCUGGGAUGGGACGAUCCACCAGCGACCUUGUCACUGACGACGGGGAUGCGUUCUCACUCCCACCAAGCAGCCAGGAAUCGAUCACGUCAUCCGCUUCCGUUCCGAUCAUAUUGAAUGGCCAGAAGAGAAGCUUGGAUGGACGGACUGGGAUUUAUGCAGAUGAAGAAUCCGAUCUGGAAGACAAUGAGUCGUGGCGAGUGGCUCCCUUUGAACGCACCAUUCUAUCCCCAAGCUUGGGACAGCAGAGACGUCGGAUUCUUGCGAUUCGGAAAUCUCGACAGAAUGAAUUCCCGGGCAUGGAUUUAGAUGAUUUUGAAGAGGCCACCUUUCUUCGUCGACGGGAGGAGGUCGAUGCGGAAUCGGACAGUCAUAUGGACUGCGCUUGA